Molecule: messenger RNA, 2293 nt
Organism: Saccostrea cuccullata (small rock oyster)
Lineage: Eukaryota; Metazoa; Mollusca; Bivalvia; Ostreida; Ostreidae
Exons: 2
Coding region: 225-890 (221 amino acids)
Source: RefSeq, a predicted model, not a curated record
UUCAAUUCGAGCCCCCAGAAGCUGUUUUGAACAUUUCUAUUAAUACAACAUUUUUCUUCCUUUCAGCUCCCGAAACAACAUCUCUGAUAACGACUGAACAUACAACUGAACAUAUAAUAGAGGAAGAACGUGCGCCGACCAACACUGAUGAACCCGUAAUAGAAGAUAUAACCGAUAAGGGCUGCCCGGAGAUAACAACCACCUUCAUCAUCACCGUGUCAGGGAUGUUCAUCGUUUCCCUUGGGGUCAACUAUAUCUGCUUUAAAUGUGGACAGAAAAGUGGUGCCCAAAAUGAACGGAAACGCUUAAAAAUAGAGUUUUCUGAAGACACUCAAGCGAUAAAUGUCCAACAUUACCAUAACGAGGAUGAAAACAUAGGACUAGAGAGGAUAGCUGAACAUCCAGGACCCUCCGCAGGCCAGAUAUCUAAUCCAACACACGAAUACGCCGCAUAUGAUGAAAUCAAAGACCAGCGACAACGUAUGCAAGACUCUCAGAGGAGGAAAGAAGGAGGCUACCUAACACCAGUUUUUCAAGAGCCGAGUCGAUCACAACCCCCUGCAAGAUCUGGAGGAAAUGGCUACGUAUCCCCGGUUACAGCAGCUAAGCAGGCCAGCGGACAGCGAAAUAAAAAUGAUUCCCCAUCACCACCUGGAAAUGGUGGGUAUCUUUCACCCCUUCGGGAAGCAAAGGAUGCGGCUGCAAGACUGUUGUCGGGCAAUAGUGAUUCCAGCUCAAACAAAUCAGAUAAAUCGGACAAAUCUAGAAAAUAUCAGAAUGAACCGCCUCGCAAAUCUCCACCUAAGACAGCUCCACUUUACGAGGCAAUCAAAGACGCAAGUAUUAUCCAAGAACAUCCUUAUAUUGAUCUACAGACUAGUAUGUCGUAGUUCCUAUUUAUUUUUAUUUUUCGUCAUUGUUUUUUUUUCGAACUUAUAAUGAAUUCAUGCUUUAAUAGUAUUUUCUUUUAUAGUUCCUCUUAAGUUUUAAAAAUGUUUAUAACGAAUUUAUUUUGAAUAAUAGUACUCAUACAUUUGUAUCAUAUAUUUUAUAUAACACAAUAUUUUAAUACAAAACUAAUAUUUUGGAUUUAUUUAGAUUACUUGCAGGUUACAUGUACCGACAGAAAUAGUUGUGAGCUCUCAUUUUUGAUUUUUCGUUCAUGCUUUUAUGUAACUUCAUUAUCAAAAUCAUCUAUAUUCAUUUGCUUAAGUUCAAGUAUAUACAUGUAUCUACCUUAAGCUUUCCAUAAUCGAAUCUGUAUAAUUUAUUGCUUUUCCUAGUUUGUAUGAAUCAUGUGCUUUAAAAUAAGCAUUCAAUUGUAGCAUAGCUUAAAGAAAACUCAUUUUGCCAAUUUACUAAUAAAUCUUUAAUAUGGAAAUAGUGUUCUUCAGUUGACUAAAUCAUUUAUUUCAGAUGACUGAUAUGGUGUGGAUAUUUUUUGGUAGUGAAAAUAAUAUCAGAUGGGGGAAUAAAGGUUUCAUUAGCAGUUUUUGAUAAAUGCUUCAUUUUAGAAUAAACACUGAUGCCCCCGUGCGGCAGCUUAUGGCGAGCGAUGACGCUUCUCAAAUUCAUAUAAAAAACAGUUGAUAUCCAAAGAAAGGCCUUCACACAAGGAAAACGCCUGUGAAAUAUGAAAGCUUUAUGAGUACUGUUGUUCGAAAGUAGUUACCAAGGUUAAAUUUUCUUAAAAGUGGUUCAAACUCUAAGGUCAGAGUGAAAAAAAUAUUUAUAAUUAUUGAAUGUCUUCUCACAAUAAAUCAUGUGAUGUACUAAAGGCCUAGUAUCAACUGUUCAAAAAUUAACAUGUUAAAGUUUGAUAUUUUUUUGCAAAAGUGGGUAAAAGUCCCAGGUCAAGAGGUUAAAUUUGUUCGAACUCAAGAGAGGAAAACAUUUAUGAAAAAAUAAAGCAUUAGCCCCAUCCACUCAAUAGUUAUGUGCAGUAUUCAAGAUACUGCGGACAAACAGACAAACGGAUGCACAGAAUACAGGCCAUUUACAGUUUAAAUAAAUAAUGUUAUGAUUUUCUUUAAUUUUAUUGCAAAAGUAAUACUUCAAAACAAAAACUAAUGUUAGAAUAUCUUCAGAUUACUUCUUUCAACUUGAAUAGCCAGUGGUCAAGCACGUUGAUCCAGGCCAGCUAAGAGUUGGAUUCCGCAGAUAGAGAGUUCAACCUCAGGUUUGGUAGUUAAUGGGUUCCCUUGUAUUGCGAAUUUUUUUUAUAUUCUGCUUUUAUAUAUUAAUAAUCGUGAAGCUCUUUUGUUAAUGAAAUACAUAUACAAACAUGCAUGUA